AUGGCCCUCCAACAACUCCCCCCAACCUACAAAGCAAUCCACCUCGCCACCCGCCCCAAAGACCACAUAACCCCCACAACCUUCACAACGCAAACCCACCCGACCCCCUCCCCCUCCUCCCUCCAACCCGGCCAAGUCCUCUACCAACCACACUACCUCUCCCUCGACCCGGCGAUGCGCGGCUGGCUCAACGACGUGCGCUCCUACAUCCCCCCAGUCCAAAUCGGCGCCGUGAUGCGCGGCGUCGGGGUAGGAACCAUCCUCGCGUCGAACUCCCCGCUUUUCAAGGAGGGCGACGUCGUGCAGGCGCCCAGCGGCUGGCGGGAGCUCGCGGUGCUCAAGGAUCGGGACGUCGAGCGGAUCUCCCUGACGCCUGGCGCGCGCAUGACGGAUUACAUCGGCGUGCUGGGGAUGCCCGGGCUGACGGCGUACUUCGGGCUGCUGGAGGUCGGGCGGGUGAAGGCGGGGGACUUCGUGGUGGUCAGCGGCGCGGCGGGCGCGACAGGGAGUGUGGUGGGCCAGAUCGCGAAGGUCAAGGGCGCGCGGGUGUUGGGGAUCGCGGGGUCCGAGGAGAAGUGUCGGUGGUUGGUGGAGGAGUUGGGGUUUGAUGCGGCGUUGAAUUAUAAGGAGAAAGAUUUUGCGAAGAAGUUUCGGGGGGCGACGAAGGGGUUGAUUGAUGUGUUCUUUGAUAAUGUUGGGGGGGAGGUUUUGGAUUUGGCGUUGGGGCGGGCGAAGGAAUUUGCGCGGUUUGUUAUGUGCGGCGGCAUCUCGCAAUACAACACCAAGAACGCCCAAGGCCCAAAGAACUACCUCAUGAUCGUGACGAUGAGGAUCCGGAUGGAAGGGUUUGUCGUUUUCGACUAUGCGAAGGACUAUGCCAAGGCGCAGAAGGAGUUGGCGCAGUGGUUGAGUGAGGGGAAGAUCAAGAGGCAGGAGACGAUUAUGAAGGGUGGGAUUGAGAAGAUGCCGGAGGCGUUGCAGGCACUGUAUGCUGGUGCUAAUACUGGCAAGUUGAUGGUCGAGGUUACGCCGCCUAGCAAGCAGCUGCAGGCGAAGUUGUAG
Zasmidium cellare ATCC 36951 is the source of this 1062-nucleotide messenger RNA. RefSeq lists its product as uncharacterized. Gene Ontology annotation, molecular function: oxidoreductase activity, acting on the CH-CH group of donors, NAD or NADP as acceptor. The coding region runs from base 1 to 1062 and encodes 353 amino acids. The transcript has 3 exons. The record is from RefSeq and is a predicted model, not a curated record. NCBI's taxonomy places the organism in Eukaryota, Fungi, Ascomycota, Dothideomycetes, Mycosphaerellales, Mycosphaerellaceae.